Messenger RNA from Patella vulgata (common limpet), 1872 nucleotides. RefSeq lists its product as uncharacterized. The record is from RefSeq and is a predicted model, not a curated record. The coding region runs from base 1 to 1872 and encodes 623 amino acids. The transcript is spliced from 10 exons. Lineage: Eukaryota; Metazoa; Mollusca; Gastropoda; Patellidae.
AUGUACGAUAAAAACAGCGAAUACUACAUUUUGGCGCAUAAACCAGCUAGGUCGGUUAAUAUUCCGAAAUCAAUACCAACUCCAAAUGCCACGUCAGUGACAUCGCUAACGUCAGUGAAUAUUACUUCAAGUCCAACAUCAGUGACAAGUGCAACGUCUGCUACAUCACCGACAAGUGUCACUUCUGGUACAUCACCAACAUCAGUAACCAUGACCAGUGCAACGUCUGCUACCUCGCCGACAAGUGCCACGUCUGCAACAUCUCCAACAUCAGUAACAAGUGUCACCUCUGUCACUAGCCCCACUCAAACCUCCGUGACAAGUGCAACAUCUGCAACAUCGGCGACGUCGAUUACUAGUCCAACAUCAGUGACAAGUGCAACGUCUGCUACGUCACCGACAAGUGUCACUUCUGCUACAUCACCAACAUCAGUAACCAGUGCCACUUCUGUUACAAGUCCGACAUCAGCGACUUCUGCUACAUCCCCAACAUCAGUAACCAGUGUCACCUCCGUUACAAGCCCCACAUCAGUAACUUCCCCGACAAUAACUAGUCCAACAUCAGUGACCAGUGCAACGUCUGCUACCUCGCCGACAAGUGCCACGUCUGCAACAUCUCCAACAUCAGUAACCAGUGUCACCUCUGUUACUAGCCCCACGUCGGCGACCUCUGCCACAUCACAAACAUCACAAACCUCCGUGACAAGUGCAACAUCUGCAACAUCGGCGACGUCGAUUACUAGUCCAACAUCGGUGACAAGUGCAACGUCUGCUACGUCACCGACAAGUGUCACUUCUGCUACAUCACCAACAUCAGUAACCAGUGCCACCUCUGUUACAAGUCCGACUCAAACCUCCGUGACAAGUGCAACAUCUGCAACAUCGGCGACGUCGAUUACUAGUCCAACAUCUGUGACAAGUGCAACGUCUGCUACGUCACCGACAAGUGUCACUUCUGCUACAUCACCAACAUCAGUAACCAGUGCCACCUCUGUUACAAGUCCGACAUCAGCGACUUCUGCUACAUCCCCAACAUCAGUAACCAGUGUCACUUCCGUUACAAGCCCCACAUCAGCAACUUCGCGGACAACUAGUCCAACAUCGGUGACCAGUGUAACUUCUGCAACCUCACCGACAAGUGCCACGUCUGCAACAUCUCCAACAUCAUUAACCAGUGCCACCUCUAUUACAAGUCCUACAUCAGCGACUUCUGCUACAUCCCCAACAUCAGUGACCAGUGUCACUUCCCUUACAAGCCCCACAUCAGCAACUUCGCGGACAAGUCAGACUUCUGCUACAUCAGUUACCUCUGCCACAAGUCAAACCUCCGUGACAAGUGCAACAUCUGCAACAUCGGCGACGUCGAUUACUAGUCCAACAUCUGUGACAAGUGCAACGUCUGCUACGUCACCGACAAGUGUCACUUCUGCUACAUCACCAACAUCAGUAACCAGUGCCACCUCUGUUACAAGUCCGACAUCAGCGACUUCUGCUACAUCCCCAACAUCAGUAACCAGUGUCACUUCCGUUACAAGCCCCACAUCAGCAACUUCGCGGACAAGUCAGACUUCUGCUACAUCAGUUACCUCUGCCACAAGUCAAACCUCCGUGACAAGUGCAACAUCUGCAACAUCGGCGACGUCGAUUACUAGUCCAACAUCUGUGACAAGUGCAACGUCUGCUACGUCACCGACAAGUGUCACUUCUGCUACAUCACCAACAUCAGUAACCAGUGCCACCUCUGUUACAAGUCCGACGUCAGCGACUUCUGCUACAUCUCCAACAUCAAACAACUAUUACUAUAACAACAACAGUAACAAGUCCAACAAGUGCAACGUCACAGACAAGCCCUACGUCAUUUGUGCCGAGUGA